GUGUUGUUGUCUCAUUGGUCUUCUUCUUCUUUCUAGCUUCUUGAUCCCAUAAAAUGGCUCUGAGCAAUGUCUCUUCCGAAGAGUUUAGCUUUCCGUUGCUCGCUUCCCAAGACUCUUCCAAAUUUCCCUCCGGCACCGAUUCACCUCCACUGUGGAAACACUCGCCGGAGAAUCUCCGCCGUGGAGAUCACGACAGAGGUUUGGAGAAGGAAGAUGGUAACGAUCAGGCGAAGAGCUUCUCUUACGUGGAGAGGAAAAGUAUUUGGAGUGAUAAAACAGAGGAGAAAAUGGAUAUGUUGUGGGAAGUUCUUAACGAAGAGCUUCCGCCGAGAAGCCAGAGUCUUAGGAUGGAUCCCUGCAGAGUUGUCGGAGAGAAGAAACCGUCUUUGUUUCCCGACGAGAGCUCUGCCGUGGCCGUUGGUGGCGGCAUGAAGUUAACGAAGAAGAAGAUGAGUCCUAACGUGUUCGUGUUGAUGAGGGUUUUGAAGAAGCUUCUUGUUAUGCGGAGUUCAUCUCGGAGAUCGCCGGCGAAAACUCAUCCACGGUGAUCUCACCGUUAUAUAUUUGAGGGGUGUUUUUGUAGAAAUCAAAAGUUACGGGGCUUUUAUCGAGAAAGAAGCCAUAAUUGUCUUUAAAACAAAGUUACAUUUGUAGUGUGGGUGGUUCACAAGAAUUAACAUUAGGUCCCUGAAUUUGAAGAACAUAUUUGGAAUUCGAAGAGUCUUUUUGCUAUUUGUUUCUUGUCUUUUUCUUUUGUUUAUUGCGUGGGGUUUGGUCUGAAUAUGUAUGAAUUUUAUAAGGUGAAAAAUAAAAAAGGGUUAGACUAAGAGGGGCUAGGCCGGAUAUUUUUAUGUUUCAAACAAAGGAAAGUGAAAAGGUAUCAU
Brassica rapa (field mustard) is the source of this 884-nucleotide messenger RNA. RefSeq lists its product as uncharacterized. Lineage: Eukaryota; Viridiplantae; Streptophyta; Magnoliopsida; Brassicales; Brassicaceae. The record is from RefSeq and is a predicted model, not a curated record.